UAUGGCUGUCAUCUGUGGGCGAACUGACGGGACCACUUAGAGAUGGUCGCACUACCGGCACAGAUAAAAUCGGAGCUCUUUGCAUGAAACAAGGUUGAGAGAAAGGCAUAGCCUUAUCUAGGGACCGGCAAAACUUGGUUGAGGAUCACAUCAUCGACCCUGAUAACCAGCGCAUCAUCCUCUGACAGAGCAUGCUGGAACAGAGCUGUUGUCAUGGAGCUAAAGGAUAAGAAACAGGAGGAGCAGGUGACGCCUCUUGGGCUGUCGACCACUCAGGCAUUGUGGACCUUACACAACCAGCUGUCCAGCCUGCUGGAGCAGCACCAGGGCACCAGCAAAAGGCGACAGACACUACAGGACCUGUGGGCCCACAGCUUCCUCCAUCAUAACAACCGGCACUCCUGUCUUCACUGGCCGGGAGCUGUGCUGACACUGGUGGUGGUGCUCGGACUGCUGUGUUGUCAUGGCAGUCAGCCAUAUGGCAGCGGUGGGAUCGAGCUGGUCAAUGCUGGAGCGCUCUUCCUGCUGCUGGUUCUCAACCUGCUGCUCAUUAGCCGCCAGCAGCGCCUGAGGAAGAGCGAAAUGGUGCGGAGGCUCAAGGCUGUCGUUACACAGCUCAACGAUCACCUGGAGGCCUGUGGGGGGGAGCCUUUCCGGUGGGGCGCUCCGCUGUACCCAGACCUCUACACACCCUCCUCCCCAUCCUGGUCUCUACACUGGACCUAUCGAGACCAACAGCUGGUCAAUCUGCCGGUCAGCCUGCUGGUGGAGGGCGACAUCAUCGCGCUGAGGCCAGGCCAAGAGACUUUCGCAUCUCUCAGAGGGAUCAAGGAUGAUGAACACAUUGUUCUGGAGCCCGGUGAUCUCUUCCCUCCCUUCUCUCCCCCGCCGUCACCCCGAGGAAUGGAGAAGAGGGGACCCCACAGUCCUCAGCAGCACCGGCUAUUCAGAGUGGUCAGCACGCCGGUGCUAAGUAAUAUAAGGAAUAGUUUAGACCAGGCUCUGUCUCGACCCAUCACAGCCUUAGACAACGAGCGAUUCACCGUUCAGACCAUCAUGGCGAAAUAUGCUUGUCUUGCGGUGCUGGUGGCUUUCUUCACUGUUAACGCUGUGCGUUAUUUCUUCAACGCCCCCAGUCUCACUCCUGCGCCUUUCAAUUUUAUACAGCUGCAGAUGAUGGGAGUUUUGCCUAUUCUUCCCCUGCUCUUUCCUGUCAUGUGGGUCCUGGUAAAUGCUUAUGGUGAAGCUCGUGUGUUGGCUGAAUCCAACCGUAAUGCUCCCACUGGAUUGGAAAUGCUGCGGUCUGUGUGGAGGUACCUAUUGGAUGUCCUGAAGGGGGAGUCCCGCACCCUCUGCUACACCUCCAGUCUGUUGCAUGCUCUUGGAUCAGUCACAGUGUUGUGCUGUGUUGACAAGCAAGGCAUCCUGUCAUGGCCAAAUCCAAGCCCUGAGACUGUGCUGUUCUUCAGUGGACGCGUAGAGAUGCCACAUGACAGCCAGGAUGACCUUCGGGACGACCUUUCAAUCAAUUCUUAUUGUAGAAUGGAGGGAGAGGAAGAUCGAGACGAGCAGGUGCAGGAGGGGGAAGCUCUCCUAAGCCUUCCCAUGGGUUACAGCUCGGCACUGAUCAUGUCGGGAGAACAACAAGAGCCAAGUGAGACGUCCCACGACACCGCUCGCUCCUCUGAUACGCACCGGCCCCGUCGGGCCCCACAGACCACACAGACCUCGCGCACAAAACACCCCUCGGGCUCCAAUGUCAGCUUUAGCCACGACACAGAAGGCGGUGAAGAGGAGCCAUCUCAGCAGCCUUGUGCCGUGGACAACACUGUGGGUUGCUGUGAAGCCGAGGACUUUGUGUGCGACUACCACCUCGAGAUGCUCAGUUUGUCUCAGGACCAGCAGAAUCCGGUUAGCAUCCAGUUUGACGACUCGGGUUGGCAGGGUCAUCUUCCGUCGCUCAAGCCGCUGGGCCUGAACAUCCUGCUGAACCUUUGCAAUGCCAGCGUUACUCAGCAGCUCUGUAGCUUCUCCGAUCACCUGUCCAACUUGGCGCUCCAAGAGAGCCACGGAGCUGUGCUGCCUCUGCACGUGCCCUGGGGCUUGUGCGAACUCUCACGCCUUAUAGGUUUCACUCCAGGAGCAAGAGAACUCUUCAAGCAGGAGAAUCACCUGGCCCUCUAUCAGCUGCCAUCUGGAGAGAAGAGUCAGGAGACGGGCACCCGGCGCUCACAUCACUUCAACAAGCGCCAGCCUCCUAUCAGUCACCUCAUCAGCCUGCUCGUGCGCGACAGCACUACCAGUAAUGUUCAAAUGCUUUCUCAUGGGUCAGCAGACCUCAUAUUAGAAUCCUGCACAGACUUUUGGGAUGGCGCAGAUAUCUACCCCCUUUCUGGCUCAGACAGAAAGAAAGUGCUAGAUUUUUAUCAACGUGCUUGCCUGUCCGGAUACUGUUCAGCAUUUGCAUACAAGCCAAUGCAUGUAACUCUCUCAAAUAAGUUGAAUGGGAAGUGUGUAGAACUGGCUCCAGGUCCAACCCUGUUUUCUGGGUUGGAGUUGCCUGGGACUACACCUAUCAAACAAGGGGGAAGCCGUCGCAAUAGCUGGAGCUCUGAUGAGGGCAUUUGUGAGGGCUUGGAGCGAGAAGACUGUGUGCAGGCAUUGAGUGGACAGAUCUUCAUGGGCAUGGUGUCCUCACAGUUCCAGGCCCGCUUGGACACUGUGAGGCUAAUUGACGCAUUGGUCACAGCGUGCAUCCGUUUUGUCUACUUCUCCAUGGAGGACGAACUGCGUAGCAAGGUGUUUGCUGAGAAGAUGGGUCUGGAGACGGGAUGGAACUGCCAUAUUUCUCUGACGCCCAACGGAGAAGGCCAAUGUGACGGUGCUCCCUCUAGUCCCAGUCAGGCUGGUUCACUGCAUGAUGAUCAUCUGCAAGACUCCCGGGAUGAGGCUGAAGGGCCUUUAUUGCCUGAAGAUGAGGGUCAUUCAGACCUUACCAGCUUUCAGCCAACAGACAGCGAUGUGCCCAGUUUUUUGGAAGAUUGCAACCGGGCCAAACUACCUCGCGGGAUCCACCAAGUGCGACCUCAUCUAAAGAACAUCGACAAUGUGCCUCUGCUCGUUCCACUGUUUACAGACUGCACCCCUGAAACAAUGUGUGAGAUGAUCAAGAUUAUGCAGGAGAACAGGGAAGUCACAUGUUGUCUUGGCAGUUCUGCCAAUUUCCGCAACAGCUGCUUGUUUCUCCAGAGUGACCUCAGCAUCGCUCUGGAUCCACUGUACCCUUCUCGCUGCUCGUGGGAGACGUUCGGCUACGCCACUAGCUGCACUGUGACUGACAACAGCGAGGGACUGAGCCCCCUCAGCCUCUCUGGACAGCUCAACUCACUGGGCUGUUCCGUCACCUUCCACCAGGGGGAGAGUGUCAGCAUGGUGAAGCUCAUCGAACAGGCUAGACACACUACGUAUGGGAUUAGGAAAUGCUUCCUGUUCUUGUUACAGUGCCAACUCACUCUUGUCAUUAUACAGUUCCUGGCCGCCGUAGUUCAGUUGCCUCCUCCCAUGAACGUCACUGACAUCCUGUGGCUGUCCAUUUUCAGCUACCCACUGCUGAGCGUGUCCUUCCUUGGAAAACCACCAGACAGUUCAGUGAUGACUGUUGCAACGGGUAAGAACUUGGACGCCAUUCCAAGAAAGACACAGCAGUAUUUCUUGGGGUGCUUUCUCUUAAAAUUUGGCGUGACGAUGAUGACAUACCUGUUGGGUUUGGGUUUCUCCCUGCAAGAGGUGUGUUCCAUAGCUGCUAACCUUACCCAAACCAACAUCAAUGUCAACGCCAGCUGCUGCAUAUUCACACCCAGCUCGUCUGAUGAUGCUCCAAGGUGGUUUUAUGAGUUUUCCAACGGCCUGCUGUUGGUGCAGAAGGUCAUGUCUUGCUUUCUUGCGUUGCACAUAGUGAUCAUCUCCUUGAGCUAUGUCCACCGCUCGCAGCCUUUGUGGAAGAAGAACCCCUUCAGUAACACAUGGUGGUGCCUCACUGUUCCUGUGGUGUUGUUGGGGCAGGUGCUCCAAGCCACUGUGGAUUUCCAAUUGUGGAAAGACCGAAGUUCAGACUUGAGUUUCUCGUUAAGCGACAUCCCGUUUGUGGUGUGGCUAGUGGGCUUCCUGUCUACUGCUCUGGUGGUCAUGGUCAACGAAGUUGUCAAACUACACGAGAUAAGGGUCAGAGUGCGUUACCAGAAGAGGCAAAAACUACAGUUUGAAACUAAAUUGGGCAUGAAUUCUCCUUUUUGACCGUAUGACAUUUACAUUUAUUUGGAUUUGUACACUGAAGUAUCUCUUUAAAAAUGAAGAACCUUUCUCAGAACCAAGAGGUCCGCACCAAAUAUCCAGCCUGGUCAGAUGUACUGUACAUUUCACCAAAUCCACUGAUAACAUCAUCCUAAUGUAAAUCUUAUUUAUUUUUUAUUUUUUUAUUGUUCUUUUUUUUUACAUUCCUUCCCUAAAAUACAAAACAAAACAUUGUCUUCUUCUGCCAUUUUUCAAAGGUUUUGAAUAUUGACAAUGAAUGGUCUAGAAUUUUGGAAGAAGCUCAUGGCUGUCAUGUAUGACAUAAUUACAGCAGCAACUAAUGUGUUUCACAUUUUUGGCUACGGCAGUGUGUGCUUUUUUUGGAGCAUAUUUGAGUAAGGCACGGCCUUCCGAAACAUUCAUUGACCGUGUCAAAGGGCCCCAUGUUAUAGCAUAACUGAAGUGGUUUUAAAGGUUUUUGUUGCUAGUCUACCUCCCAUUUCCUCAUUCUGUGGUGCAGAAUACAUGAUUAUUAACUUAUGCAGUUCCACCUUAAAAGCUAUUUAAUCAGAAUUUGUUUUGCAUAUACUGUAAAUGAAAAGCACAGUCUGAUAUAUGUAUAUAUCUUGAUUUACCCUCCUCCGCAGUUUCAGUGCCACCAUAAGCCAAAUACAUUUGUUCAUUGGUCCUGCAAGCAUCACCAUACACAAGCCUUUCUGUUAUUUUUAUUUUAUUUAUUUUCUAGUAGUCAUCCGGUCAUAUCCCAAUGAGAUGAAUGCUGACACAACAUGUCUUAUACAUACACAUAUCUUUGCAUGACAGUAAGUAAAGGGCUGUCCAGCUGCUUUGGAUGGCAAAGCCCUGUUUAACUGUUUAGCAGAGCUGAUAUUGGUGCUGCGGUCUCUAUGGGGGACUCAAUACAAAUGAUUGUCAAAUAGGGAAAAUACAAUUUUUAAAUGUGGUUGAUGUGGUAAAUGUGAAAACAAUGAAAUUAGGAACUCUAUUUUUAUGUCUUAUAUUUUUUAUUAAUGCUUCAAAUGUUAUGCAUGACGACUUUGGGGGAUGCUGUCUUUGCAGUUUCGCAGUGAUAUGAGGAAGUUUGGGCACGCUUUUGGAAAAUCAUUUCAUCGAUUUAUCUCUGGUAGAGCUUUUGAAGCAGUAACUUCCUUUCAACACAUGUUCAACCGCAGGGAAAUAGAAACAUUUCGAUUGUGAAAUAAUUUUAAGAAGUGUAACGGAAACAAUUGUGUGAGGAUUUGAACAAAAAAUAGGCACGUGCAUAUUUACAUAUACAUAUGUGCAUAUGGGCACCCCAAAGAAGGUAUACCAUUAAUUAAUGCUCACCUUUGCAGCACAAACAUGUUUUAAUGACUUUGUAAGGCCUUCAGUAACAAAGACAGAAAGGCUUGGUCAUAAAAAUGUUAAUUAUCAUACUGUAUAUAAUAGCAGACUAUGCUUGUCCUAAGUUCUGUCUUGGAGAGUGGCAUUAUACGAUUUCACAACUGAAAUGUUUCUCCUUCCUUAUGGUUUAUGUUGAAAUGAAGUUCAAGAUUCAAGAUUCUUUUAAUAGUCCCGAAGUAAAUUUGUCUUGGACAUACAUAGCUGCCACAUACACACAACAUACACAUGACGCCAAAAAACAAAAACAACAAUAAACACACACAUACAUAGAAACACUCAAGUGCAUAUCCACCACAGCCCACCACCCACAUACAUGGCAUUACAGGAUGGUAGUUGUUAAUGACCUGCGUUCAGUAGGUUAACAGAAACAGGGAUAAAAGAAAACCUAUACCUAUUCAAAAACCUUUUCUUGUUUUUAACUGGUACUCUGAAUCGCCUGCCAGAGGGUAGCAGCUCAUAUUCUGGGUACAGAACAUGUGAUGGAUCCUCAAUUAUUUUCCUAGCAUGCCUAACUACAGACUCUUCAUAUAUUGCUUGGAGGGUGGCCACCUUCAGUGCAGUGCGGGUCAGUCUGACUAUUUGAGACUUCACUUUCACUGUCAGGUUUCCAAACCAAAAGUUGCUGCUUCAAAACCUCAAUGAGAUAAGCCGAUGUAAAAAAAAAUACAAUAUGGUGCCCGAACUUUCUCAUAGCACUGUAUAAUGUAAUGAAUUGAAUAAUUUGAACAACUUGGGGUAGACAUGACUCUGGAGGACCAAUGGAGCAUGUGUGAAAGGGCACCUUUCCCCAUCACUGACAAUCUGACCUAACCUAAACCACAUUGGAUUGGGACAAGGGCAAACAUGUGCACUGGCCUCUUAAAUGCUUUCAUGACAUACUGUAAAGGGGUACGUGACUUUACGAAUGGUCACAAGUUUUAUGAAUGUUAAUUAUGAUCAGUGUAUAUUUUGUAUAUUUUUUACUUCUGUGGUAUUUUUCCCCAGAUUAUUUGUGUAUCAGUUAGCGUUUGUCAUGAAAAAUAAACUUUUGUUUUUCAUUUAA
This is a messenger RNA of Engraulis encrasicolus (European anchovy), 6733 nucleotides long. It is a transcript of the gene tmem94, whose product is annotated as transmembrane protein 94. NCBI's taxonomy places the organism in Eukaryota, Metazoa, Chordata, Actinopteri, Clupeiformes, Engraulidae. Bases 214 to 4293 code for a protein of 1359 amino acids. The transcript is spliced from 31 exons. The record is from RefSeq and is a predicted model, not a curated record.